Parathielavia appendiculata is the source of this 1426-nucleotide messenger RNA. RefSeq names its product glycoside hydrolase family 6 protein. Bases 174 to 1364 code for a protein of 396 amino acids. Gene Ontology annotation, biological process: cellulose catabolic process. The record is from RefSeq and is a predicted model, not a curated record. The transcript is spliced from 3 exons. Gene Ontology annotation, molecular function: hydrolase activity, hydrolyzing O-glycosyl compounds. NCBI's taxonomy places the organism in Eukaryota, Fungi, Ascomycota, Sordariomycetes, Sordariales, Chaetomiaceae.
AGUGUCUGCGGUUCCAAAGACUCCUGGUCGUUGUCAGGGGGGCACCGCAGCGCCAAGGGGGAGUCAGUCCCUGGUAUAAAGUCGAGCCACCUUCCCUCUCUUGCUGAACGAGAUCUCUCGACCAGGCAUCACAGCUUCAGAUCCAGUUUUGCGCGUGUGUGUUCUUGCCCAGCAUGAAAUUCUCGCAGUCUGCCGCCGCCCUGGCGUUCGCCGCCACGGCCCUCGCUGCCCCGUCGCCGACGACUCCCCAGAAGCCCAGACAGGCGGGCGGCUGCUCGUCUGCCGUCACGCUCGACGCCAGCACCAACGUGUUCAAGAAAUACAAGCUGCACCCCAACAGUUUCUACCGCGCCGAGGUCGAGGCUGCCGUCGCGCAGAUCUCGGACUCGUCCCUGGCGUCGGCCGCCGCCCAGGUCGCCGACGUCGGCACCUUCCUGUGGCUCGACACCAUCGCCAACAUUGGCAAGCUGGAGCCCGCGCUCGCCGACGGCGUGCCCUGCGAGAACAUCCUGGGUCUCGUCAUCUACGACCUCCCGGGCCGUGACUGCGCCGCCAAGGCGUCCAACGGCGAGCUAAAGGUCGGCGAGCUCAGCCGGUACAAGACCGAGUACAUCGACAAGAUCGUCUCAAUCCUCAAGGCGCACCCCAACACGGCCUUUGUCCUCGUCAUCGAACCCGACUCGCUCCCCAACCUGGUCACCAACAGCAACCUGCAGACGUGCCAGAACAGCGCCUCGGGCUACCGCGACGGCGUUGCGUACGCGCUCCGGCAGCUCAACCUGCCCAACGUGGUCAUGUACCUCGAUGCUGGCCACGGCGGCUGGCUCGGCUGGGACGCCAACCUCAAGCCCGGCGCCGAGGAGCUCGCCAAGGCAUACAAGGCGGCCGGCUCGCCCAAGCAGUUCCGCGGUAUCUCGACCAACGUUGCCGGCUGGAACGCCUGGGACUUGACCCCCGGCGAGUUCUCGUCCGCGUCGGACGCCAAGUACAACCAGUGCCAGAACGAGAAGCUGUACGUCGAGAAGUUUGGCGCGGCGCUCCGGACGGCGGGCAUGCCCAACCACGCCAUCAUCGACACGGGCCGCAACGGCAAGCAAGGGCUGCGCCGGGAGUGGGGAAACUGGUGCAACGUCAACGGCGCCGGGUUCGGCCGCCGCCCGACGGCCGACACGGGCUUCGAGCUCGCCGACGCCUUUGUGUGGGUCAAGCCCGGCGGCGAGUCGGAUGGCACCAGCGACACCUCGGCCGUCCGCUACGACAGCUUCUGCGGCAAGGAGGACGCCUUCAAGCCCUCGCCCGAGGCCGGCCAGUGGAACCAGGCCUACUUUGAGAUGCUGCUCAAGAACGCCAACCCGGCUUUUUAAGGCUGCGGUUAAGCUGUGGGGGUGGUCCACGGAUGGGGAUGGGGAUGGCGAAAAAAGAUUGG